UUUUCUUCGAUAGCUCAGUCUGUUAACAACGUUAAAACGACUACUUUCGCUAGAAACAGUGAAGGAAACAAAAUGAUGUCCCAACCUACCAAUAUCGCAAAGGCGCGAAACAAGAAGACUUCGGAAAUCCCUCAGGGAAGCCCUCCCGAUACCCCAAAGCUGAUGCCGGGUGGAAAUUAUAUCAAAAUAGGCCGCGAUUCGGCAAGAAGCACCUGCAUCGUUUUCGCACCAUUAGCCGAAGAAGUCGGAGCUCUUGCAAAAUGCCUCAACAUUUUUGAAAAACACAGAGUUAACCUUCUCCACAUAGAGUCUCGACCAUCUACAAGAAACCUUGAAAACUACGAAUUUAUGGUUGAAUGUGCACCUACAGGCAAUCUCCCUAAGGCAAUAAUCGAAGUGAAAGAAAACAGUGAAUAUUUUAACAUCAUUUCCCGAGACUACAAAGACAACAAAGACACAGUUCCAUGGUUCCCUGGACGCAUUCGUGAUUUAGACCGAUUUGCGAACCAAAUUCUCUCAUACGGUGCAGAACUUGAUUCUGACCAUCCAGGGUUCACAGAUCCCGUGUACCGAGCUCGUAGGAAAUACUUUGCUGAUAUUGCUUACAAUUAUAAGCAUGGAGAGAAAUUACCCCAUGUGGAAUACACAGAUGAGGAAAUUGACACGUGGGGAAAGGUUUUUGAGCAAUUGACGACUUUGUAUCCCACACAUGCCUGCAAGGAACAUAAUCAUGUUUUUCCCCUGCUUAUACAAAAUUGUGGAUACAGGAAGGACAACAUACCGCAACUCGAAGACGUCUCGAACUUCUUAAAAGAUUGUACUGGGUUUACCUUGAGACCAGUCGCCGGUCUUUUAUCCUCAAGAGACUUCUUGGCCGGUUUGGCAUUCAGAGUUUUCCAUUCAACCCAAUACAUCCGGCAUCCGAGCAAGCCUUUUUACACACCGGAGCCGGAUGUAUGUCACGAGCUCCUUGGACACGCUCCACUUUUUGCCGAUCCUGCUUUUGCCCAGUUUUCUCAACAAAUCGGUUUGGCUUCUUUAGGUGCUCCUGAUGACUACAUCGAAAAAUUAGCCACUUGCUUUUGGUUUACGGUUGAAUACGGUCUAUGUCGUGAAGGGGGUGAACUGAAGGCUUUUGGAGCUGGACUGUUGUCAUCUUAUGGUGAACUGCAGUACGCUUUGGAGAACAAGGCAGAGAUUAGGCCGUUCGAUCCGCCUAAAACUGCAGUUCAGAAAUAUCCUAUUACGGAGUAUCAGCCGGUUUAUUAUGUGGCCGAAAGUUUUGAAGAUGCCAAAGAAAAAAUGAUUAAAUAUGCUGCCACAAUACCUAGGGGAUUUGGUGUUAGGUACAACCCUUACACGCAAAGCAUAGAAGUACUGGAUUCGAAACCCCAAAUUCAAAGCUUGGUGACCAACAUCGGCACAGAAAUAUCCGUACUUGUCGAUUCUCUCAAAAAGUUAUAAACUUUUUUUAAGCACAUUUAUACCUUUAUACGUAUGAACAAAGUAUUACGAAAUUAGCGGUAGUCAGUUUACUUGUCUGUACUGUUUGUAAUUAAUAUGUUUGAAUUAUGAAAUUCAUAUACAAACUCUGUCCAAAACCAAGUACGAAUACACCUACUUACAAUUUUUAUUAUAGUUGUUUUGUAGUGUUAGUGAUAUUUUAAUUUGUUACUUUAUGUAUAUAUUUUACUAAUAAAAUGAAAACAAUAAUA
Messenger RNA from Zophobas morio, 1715 nucleotides. Its product is annotated as protein henna-like. Lineage: Eukaryota; Metazoa; Arthropoda; Insecta; Coleoptera; Tenebrionidae. The transcript is spliced from 5 exons. Gene Ontology annotation, biological process: L-phenylalanine catabolic process; L-tyrosine biosynthetic process. Gene Ontology annotation, molecular function: iron ion binding; phenylalanine 4-monooxygenase activity. Bases 73 to 1464 code for a protein of 463 amino acids. The record is from RefSeq and is a predicted model, not a curated record.